Molecule: messenger RNA, 1550 nt
Organism: Pomacea canaliculata
Lineage: Eukaryota; Metazoa; Mollusca; Gastropoda; Architaenioglossa; Ampullariidae
Product: sortilin-related receptor-like
Exons: 3
Coding region: 444-1550 (368 amino acids)
Cellular component (GO): plasma membrane
Molecular function (GO): protein binding
Source: RefSeq, a predicted model, not a curated record
CAAUUAGUAGAGUUUGUGGGAGAAAUUAACCCCGGGUAGGCGGUUUCACAACCACAGAGAAGUAACCAUGCGAGAAACAUAAUUUGUUGUGUGAUGUUCACUGCGACAGUUCGUGGGAGAAACCAACAACAGAUAACUUUUCUCUUCACCAAUAAAUACACCAUAAAAAUAAAACAAAAAAAAUGUCCAGUAACCUAUCAACAGACAGCUGAAUCAUAAUCUACUUUUCUUGAUGAUAAUAGACAGAAUUUAAUAAAGCUCUGUCAAACUAUUUUGGAUAUAUCCAAAGGUGUCAGGAAUACUUCGUUGUGCAUUUUGAUGACAGGUACCGAGACGCCUACGUGUGGAGCGAUGGCACUGUUGUGUUCGUUGACGUUGAGAAGGUGGCCUCUAAGAACGAACAAGCGCAGUGUACUCUGUGGUAUCCCAAGACACAUGACGUAAUGCCGCAAACAUGUGAAAAGACAUCUCCUCAAACAUAUGUUCUCUGUGAAAAGGACAAAGUCAGUGAUUUAAAAUCUCAUCUACAAACUCCAGAAAUAUCCGCUCCCACAAACACGAUGUGGACAAACCUCAGCUUAAGCUUGGUGGACUGCCCUCUACAGCACGUGACACACAGAUUUCUGGCCUGUGACCCCAGCAGUGCAUGUUGGGCUAAAGGUUACGACCCACAGACAUGCGUCGUGCCUUUCCAAACACCUCCACCUUCCUACAGGUGCGACAGUCAGAUGGAGCACGUGCCAUACACACUGGUGUGUGACCACCGGGCUGACUGUAGAGACAACAGUGACGAGGACUUCUGUCACUUUGACCCCUGCGGUUCCGACAGACCUUUUGACUGCGGCAAUGGACAGUGUAUCCUUAGUUCUCAGAAGUGUAAUGGACAGCAAGACUGUACAAAUGAAGCAGACGAGUUCUGUGUAUCAACAUCAAUAAACAAAACUUUUCGCCUAUCUUGGGUUAUGUCGGGUGAUGUUACAUUAAACUACCAAGGAAAGUUGACGCUGAAACCUUUUUCUAUAAACCAAAACUCGACAAACCCUCCUUGUAACGACACUCACUUCCGGUGCCCUCAGUCUGACGUCACGUACUGCCUGCCCGUCUUCCUGCGCUGUAACGGGCUGUACGACUGUCCUGGUCACGGGGACGAGGCGGCGUGUGACAGCUACACGUGUCCAGACUUCUACCGCUGCCGCAACUCCCGGGUGUGUGUCCAUCCCACACACCUGUGUGACGGCCUGUAUCAGUGUCCGCAGCACGAUGACGAGCUGCUGUGUGACCUCACCUGUCCUGACCCCUGUGUGUGUCACGGCCUCGCCUUCUUCUGUUCUCGACCUUUUCUCGCCCACAAGUUUCCCAGGCUGAGAUUUCUGGAUGCAAGCGGCACUGGCAUGACCCCAGCUGAUGUCAAGAACAACAGACUGUUGAUACACCUUGCUCUAGCCGCCUGCAAUCUCACACAACUUGGACAAUGUCACCGCCUUCUUGGCAUUGAUGGGAAACGCAGCGAGUUUAACAUAUCGUUUAUUCUUCCUGAAGAUGAACUCUAA